This is a messenger RNA of Aureobasidium pullulans EXF-150, 1090 nucleotides long. RefSeq lists its product as uncharacterized. NCBI's taxonomy places the organism in Eukaryota, Fungi, Ascomycota, Dothideomycetes, Dothideales, Saccotheciaceae. The coding region runs from base 106 to 1086 and encodes 326 amino acids. The record is from RefSeq and is a predicted model, not a curated record. Gene Ontology annotation, biological process: carbohydrate metabolic process. The transcript has a single exon.
GGGUGGGAUAAUGACUUAUGCGGAGGUGGAAUGAUCUGGAACCCAAGACUCGAGCCGUAUAAGAACACGAUUACGAAUCAACUCUUUAUCUCGGCCUCAGUCGCCAUGUACCUUUCUUCACCUGGAGAUGCAAUCGAUUUUCCAUUUGCGGCUUCUAAUUCGGAAACUUUGGGUUCGAUGCCGGGACGACCACAUGACCCUAAGUAUCUCAAGGCUGCGAUCGAUGGUUACCAAUGGCUGAAUAAUAGCAAUAUGACGAACACUCAGGGCUUGUACGUCGACGGCUAUCAUAUUAAAGGUUACGGCCAUGGCAGUAUCGGCACAGGGAAAUGCGACGAACGAAAUGAGAUGGUGUACACAUACAACCAAGGAGUCAUACUAUCUGGCUUACGCGGACUAUGGGAAGCGACUGGAAACUCGAGCUACCUGGAAGACGGAUAUAUCCUGAUACGCAGCGUCAUGGCAUCGACUGGCUGGUACUGGGAAGGACAGUCAAAUUUACCAAUCUAUAAAUCAUCCGGCUGGGCUGGAUUAGGUCAAUAUGGAGUUCUGGAGGAGCUAUGCGAUCGAAGUGGCUCGUGCAGUCAAGACUCUCAGACCUUCAAGGGCAUCUUCUUCCAGCAUCUGACCCAGUUUUGCGAAGCUUUACCACUGCACGCCGCGGUUCCUGGCAAAACUUACGGUGCGAGCAAGGUGUUGAAAGAGAUUCAUGAUUCGUUCUGCAAAGUAGUCGGCAUAUGGGUAUCGCAUAAUGCGGAAGCAGCCUUGAGCACUAGAGAUCAAUCAGGUCUUUUCGGAACGUGGUGGGGUUACAGAUACGCUGCUAAGGACUACCCGGAAAGACUUCCUCUGGAUGCGGUCGAUUAUAGGAACAACGCGACCGUGUUGAUAAGCCGAGGCUGGGCCACGCCACAGCAAGAGUCAAGCUCGACUCGCAGGGACAAUAUUCACCUCGGGAAAAGCAGUGGCACUGACUUCUCAACAACAGACGUCAACGAUCGUGGUCGAGGUCGCACUGUGGAAACUCAGCAAGGAGGCCUUGCUGUCCUGCGGUCAUCUUGGGAGUUACUGGAUUUAGGCAGAUGACCAU